CUGCUUGAAUUUCCCUCAACUGCUCGAUUAAUUUUUGUUCAGUCGGGCAAUAAAAAACGAGAGCCUGCUUUAAUUAAUAGGUCUAACGUGUAUUGGAGAGAAAAGAAGGACGGCGUGUGGACAACCCACCUGCUCGCCGGGAAGGCGCGCGUUACGCCGCUCAAACCGGUGUCCAUUCCGCGGUUAGAGCUUCAAGCCGCGCUGCUGGGGACAAGGCUGGCGCAGUCCGUCCUGGAAGAGUUAGACGUCGUACCGAAGAGGCGUACAUACUGGACGGACUCCAGCACCGUGCUAGCAUGGAUCCGGUCGGACCCUCGAACGUUUAAGCCAUUUGUGGCGCACAGGCUGGCCGGGAUCGAAGAUACGUCCCGACCGGACGAAUGGCGCUGGGUGCCCACCAGCCAGAACCCAGCAGACGACGCCACACGUAGCACCCCAAAGAAUUUCACCGCGAGACACCGGUGGUUUACGGGCCCCGAUUUCCUCGCGAAGGAGGAAGACAAGUGGCCAGAGCACCGAAGGUUCAAGACGUCCAUCACCGGGGAAGAGAAAGAAACGAAGCACCUCGUGGCCGUCGUUUCACCCAGCAGCCUUCCCACACCUGACCCUGUGAGAUUCUCCAGGUGGGUAAGGCUUCUACGGGCGACCGCGAGGGUGCUUCAAUUUGUGCAUCUGUGCCGCAAGGAAAAGGCUCUGAGAGCACGAUCCAGCGACCCGGUGUGCGCGAGGAGAAGUAAUGAGGGUCUACCCAGGCCCCGACGGGCAAACACGCGUGGUGGACAUACGCACCUCCACUGGCCUUCUGAAAGGGCCGAGUUCAAAAAUUAUAAGGCUGGUGAGCCAGCCUACCAUGGAAAACAAGAUCACCGAACAGCAACACGGUGGUCCAGAGCAGCAUCGCGUCGUCGGUCAAGAAGAUGGUGCGAAGCACGAGGGGGAGGAUGUCGGCGACGCAGCUGA
Messenger RNA from Danaus chrysippus (African queen), 960 nucleotides. NCBI's taxonomy places the organism in Eukaryota, Metazoa, Arthropoda, Insecta, Lepidoptera, Nymphalidae. The record is from the annotation of a GenBank genome assembly.